Molecule: messenger RNA, 505 nt
Organism: Hyalella azteca
Lineage: Eukaryota; Metazoa; Arthropoda; Malacostraca; Amphipoda; Hyalellidae
Exons: 3
Coding region: 116-505 (129 amino acids)
Source: RefSeq, a predicted model, not a curated record
GGUAUUUCUCCUGAACAUACUUUUCCUUCAAGAGGCUUCAUAAACUUGUUGACUUUCGUUUGUUUUAAAUUUCCAAAGAUUUCAUUCAGAGUUAUACUCCCCUAGGACCACCCGGAUGUUUCCGUCGACGAUCAUCUGCUUGCUGCUGCUCAUCAUCGGCGCUGUGGCAGCCGACUGUCCUGAAAGCUAUGAGGUCGUCGGGUCCAAGUGCAUCCACCGUUACACGGGUGGAUAUCUGACGUACGACGAAGCGGCCACUUACUGCACCCAGCACUUCGGCAGGCUGCCUGUGCUUAAAGACUGCGCUUCCUUCCUUGAUGUCACCUCCUAUGUCAACGAUGGAUCCUCAACUGAUUGUAACGGCUACUGGUUAGGCGCGACCAAUGGAACGCUCACCAAUGUUUGGCAGUGGAGUGACGGAGCGGCCGUGCAAAUGGGCGCUCCGUACUGGGCCAUGGUGAGUCAAUCCAUGUUAUUUCUGUACAUGACUCAACAUAUUUGCUAA